Candidula unifasciata is the source of this 1089-nucleotide messenger RNA. The record is from the annotation of a GenBank genome assembly. NCBI's taxonomy places the organism in Eukaryota, Metazoa, Mollusca, Gastropoda, Stylommatophora, Geomitridae.
AUGUCUGCCAGGGGAGGCAAGAAAAAACAGAAGGUCUUGUCGCGAUCUGCCAGAGCUGGGGUGCUGUUCCCCGUAGCUCGGGUGCUGAGGUAUCUGAGGCGGGACACGCACCACUUUCGUAUUGCGGCCGGCUCUCCCGUCUACACGGCGGCCGUCAUAGAGUACCUCGUUGCGGAAAUCCUGGAGCUGGCCGGAAAUGCAGCCAAAGAGUUUAAACGUGGCAGAAUUACUCCCAGACACAUUUUACUGGCCAUUUCUAAUGACGACGAGCUGCACCAGUUGCUGAAGAAUGUCACUAUAGCACAGGGUGGAGUGGUUCCCAAAAUUCAUGCAGUCUUGUACGGACCAGCUCGUAAAAAGUUAGCAGCAGCAGCAUCUGCAACAACAUCUGCAGCAACAAACCCAUUCAGUCUAAAAGCAGCAAAGAAACUGAAACCCAAGAAACCCAAAGCUGCAGCUGUCGCUGGGGUGGCUACCUUCACAGGAAAGCCAAAAAAGGCGGACUCAAUACCUGAUGGCAGUGGAGGUUUUCUGACUCUUUCUGAGAAGAAGCUCUUGCAUGGCCAGAAAUUAACUGUGAUGCAAGGAGACCUGGUGAAAACACUAGCAGAUGCUAUUGUCAAUCCAACCAACUCAACAUACUACAUGGGUGGAGAAGUGGGUCAGGCCAUCCAGAAAGCCGGAGGGAAGGAGUUCCAGCAGGAAGUUGAUGACCUCUUGAAUAAUCAGGGAAAUAUCGCAACUGCCGAAGCUGCCAUAUGUCCAGCGCAUAACUUUGCUGCUAAAUUUGUGAUCCAUGUGAACAGCCCCAAGUGGAAUGAUAACAAUUCACAACAACAUCUAGACAAGGCUGUGAAGAACGUGCUGAAACUAGCGGAUGAUAAGCAACUGAAAAGUCUAGCUUUGCCAUCUAUCAGCAGCGGCAGGGCAGGAUUUCCCAAGCAAACAGCAGCACAGAUCAUCCUGGCAUCCAUCAGAGACUACUUCAGCAGUGCCAAAACCACAUCCCUGAAACAUGUCUACUUUGUGUUGUAUGACCUGGAGAGUGUCAACGUGUACACAACAGAACUGGCGCGAAUGGAUAACUGA